This is a messenger RNA of Anopheles moucheti, 558 nucleotides long. RefSeq lists its product as uncharacterized. The transcript has a single exon. The coding region runs from base 52 to 357 and encodes 101 amino acids. The record is from RefSeq and is a predicted model, not a curated record. Lineage: Eukaryota; Metazoa; Arthropoda; Insecta; Diptera; Culicidae. Gene Ontology annotation, cellular component: mitochondrion.
AUUUGCUGUCGCUGUUUGUUCAUCGCACUGUUGCGAAAAAGCGCUGCCGAGAUGAUCCGCCAAAUUCUGCUGAAAAACGACAUCCUCGUAAAGUUAGUGGCGGCCAGAGGGUACAGCCAGCCAGCUUCAUCAGGCGGAGCGAAAGGACCUUCGGCACCAGCGGCUCCAGCGGUGGCAGAUGUCCCCGGGCUCAGUUCGCGGUGUGUGCUGAAAAAGGAUGGUCCGGUUGGACCGGGUGCUGAACGCAACGGAACGUACAAGGUGCCGGAAUACUUUAGCUACAACCAAACGAGCUACUUUGAGGCUGAGAUUGAAAUGUCCAAGUUCCGCAUCCCGCAACCAUCGGCGAAGAACUGAGGCGGGGAUUUGAGUGGGCUGUAAAUAGGGAUAUGUGCAGCGUAUAAUAAAAUGGUUAGUUGAAGGAUAUAUUCCCUAUACGGGUGUCUGGAAUGUUGUGUUUUGUAGUUGAUUCCAGAGGAAAGAAGGAACAGCUGCAAUGACGAUGAUCUGAAAAGUCGAAAGCGCGAUAGCGCGGAUUUUUCCCAACCAGAGUUAAGU